CGUCUUCAAAGAAGACGCUAGGAAGUGGAGAGCAGAGAAAGCUCAGGAUCAGGAUAUCAGGAUCAGGGAAAUCUUUAGUUGCUGAGAAAAUAUGCCUUUCAGAGAUGUUUCACUUGGGGGGCCACAGGAUGCCACGCACCCCUCAGCACUGAAAGCCGCUUUAGCGGAGUUCAUUUCUACUCUCAUCUUUGUUUUUGCAGGGGAGGGCUCUGGCAUGGCCUUCGCUAAGCUAACGAACGACGCAUCGACAACACCUGCGGGGCUCGUGGCCGUUGCUCUUGCGCACGCAUUCGGGCUUUUCGUUGCCGUUGCAGUGGGCGCUAACAUUUCCGGAGGCCACGUCAACCCGGCGGUUACGUUCGGCGCCUUCGUUGGCGGUCAUAUCUCUCUUCUUAAGGGAAUUCUCUACUGGAUUGCGCAACUGCUGGGUGCCACCGUGGCAUGCGGGCUGUUGAAGUUUACAACAGGCGGUUUGACCACGUCGGCAUUCUCGCUGUCGUCUGGCGUAGGGACGUGGAACGCCGUGGUGUUUGAGAUUGUGAUGACGUUUGGGCUUGUGUACACCGUGUAUGCCACGGCGGUCGACCCGAAGAAGGGGAACAUUGGGAUUCUUGCCCCCAUCUGUAUUGGUUUCAUCGUGGGCGCUAACAUUUUGGCCGGAGGGGCUUUCGAUGGGGCUUCCAUGAAUCCUGCUCGAGCAUUUGGGCCUGCGCUGGUGAGCUGGUCGUGGGCAGGACACUGGAUUUACUGGGUCGGGCCCCUAAUUGGGGGUGGUCUUGCUGGUAUUGUCUAUGAACUGUUCUUUUUAGAGGAGCCAACUCAUCAGCCUCUCGCUUCUCAGGAAUACUGAUGAUGAUGACGCAGAAAGCUGCAAACUUUUGCCAAUAAAGUGGGUUUUGUGUGCCAUAUUAUUAGUCAUCUGGGAAAGAAUGCCGAGAGUCUGUUGGCGGUGCACAGAUUCAAAGUUUGUUGUGAUUGUGUAGAUUGCGUAGAGAGUCUUGGUCAUUGGACUUUUGUGAAGAUUGUAUUAAUUUGGAGUUAAAGUUAGAAAUUUAAUGGGUAAAUGAUUCUGUCGCUUUGUGACUUAA
Cryptomeria japonica (Japanese cedar) is the source of this 1088-nucleotide messenger RNA. RefSeq names its product aquaporin TIP1-2. The coding region runs from base 92 to 850 and encodes 252 amino acids. The record is from RefSeq and is a predicted model, not a curated record. Gene Ontology annotation, molecular function: water channel activity. The transcript has 3 exons. Gene Ontology annotation, biological process: transmembrane transport; water transport. NCBI's taxonomy places the organism in Eukaryota, Viridiplantae, Streptophyta, Pinopsida, Cupressales, Cupressaceae. Gene Ontology annotation, cellular component: membrane.